Molecule: messenger RNA, 231 nt
Organism: Magnusiomyces paraingens
Lineage: Eukaryota; Fungi; Ascomycota; Dipodascomycetes; Dipodascales; Dipodascaceae
Exons: 1
Coding region: 1-231 (76 amino acids)
Source: RefSeq, a predicted model, not a curated record
AUGGUCGCUGAAAUUAACAAGAUUCAACCUGUCUCCAGUGUUCCUCAAUUCCUGACACUCACAGCUCCUAUUUCUAAGCCUUUUGUUCCUCUGGUUUCUGAGCCGAGUAGCUCUGCUAUCGUUUCUCCUUCGCUCAGCACCAGCACAGCUUCUAGCUCUGAGGAAGUUAUCCCCAACAUGUCAAUUCACCAUUCACGCGCAGACAGCACAUCUUCGCAAGCAUCUCUUUAA